UAUAACUAUAUAUAAUUAUAAAGUGAUUCCCUCUGAUCUGGUUUGUACUGAACGACGGUGUACACACUUGAAAGCAGCACAAUGAACUGGCAUUGUUUUUUUUUGAGAAAUGAGCUGUGAACAUCUAUGGCUGUCUGACAGUCUGAGAAUACCUACUCAAGACCCACACAAGAUGGCGGCUCCGUGUGCCGCGGCUGAGAGGGGCGUGGCGUAUCUAGUGUUCUAUAUAUAUCUAUGGGGAUGAUAUUGAAAUAUUUGAACUUCACCGCGACAUUCGUGUGAUGACAGCCAAUCAGCAUUCAACGGCUACUGAGUGACAUAACGUAACAGCCAAUCAGCUUUCAACAGCGUGGCCACUGAGGGACGUAACGUAACAGCCAAUCAGCGUUCAACAGCGUGGCCACUGAGUGACGUAACGUAACAGCCAAUCAGCUUUCAACCGGCCAACCGUUCCCUGCAGUGCCGACCGGGUGAACCGCAGCAUGGAGGAGAAGGGAUUGUUGCCGUUUGCACUCCCGGAGCUCUAUCUAUAAUAGUAUAUAAUAUGAUAUAAAUGUAAUGUAUAAUAUUACGGCCAGAAGCUGUGUGAGCCUCCGGACGGCCGUAGCGCGUCGGGAUUGGGCUUCGAGGGGUUUGUUUACCGGCGUUGCUAGGGUUACCGGUCCUGUGUGUUCCAACGGUUUAUUAGCGGUGGUAUCUAAUAAAUCGCUGUCUAAUCAAUACUUCAUUCACUGCCUCUUCCAUGGUCAUUACGAUAUUAUGGACCGACUGCGUCUGGUUCUCCGCCGUCCCUCCCUCUUCCACAACAGACUCACCGUCACCCUGGAUAGAGGGGAGAGAGCACUUACUGGAUGAACUCGAUGAAUUGACGCUUCAGGGCUGGAUGCUUCACGACAAGAGUCUCUACCGUGUUUCUACUACUAAGAAGGGCUGGAGGGCCAGUAGAGAAGACUGUCAGAAGAGAAAGGCAGACCUGGUGGUCAUCAACAGCAGAGAAGAACUGAACCAGGUUUCCAGGUUGGUCAGCAGAUUGGUGGGUUCUUCCUGGAUUGGACUGAGUGAUCGAGAGAAAGAGGGGACCCACAAGUGGGUGGAUGGUACCCCCAUGACCUCAAGUUGGAGACACGUUAAACCACGCGAUGACGGCGGAGCAAGAGACUGCGUCGUAGCAGGGGAGGACGGCUGGUCUGAAGAACCGUGUAACAGACUGCACCACUGGAUCUGUGAGAAGGUCCUAGACCUGGAUCAUCUGGAGGCUGAGCGGAACAAAGAGGGUUCAGUGAUGCUCACGGAGGAGGAGGAGGAGGCCCCCAGCAUCACAGAGUUCCACUCCUCUACCCACGUGUUGCCCGUGGGCCAAACGGCCCGCUACACCUGCCACGCCGGCGGCACGCCGGAGCCCACAGUAGAGUGGCUCCACAACGGCAGGCCCCUGGAGAGGGACGGCAGAGACGACCAAUCAGAGGCCUGGGUGGAGAGGGGCUUCCUCUUCGUCAAGGUGGGAGGUACGGCGUGAACACGGUCUGCUGCAUGGCGAGCAACAGCGCUGGCACGGCCAAUCACAGCGCUGAGCUGCUUGUCUUUGGUAAGUCCUGGAUCCAAGGAGAGAUGUUUGUUGUUGAUGUAGCAAUAGUGUAACUAUCAUCACAUGACCCCCCCCCCCCCCACACAUGUCAUGUUCAGGAGAACAGUACUAGUGAUGAAUGAGUGUAUUCAUAACACUGUUGUUGAUGUUUUCAUAACAUUGUUGUUGAUGUUUUCAUAAUAUUGUUGUCGAUGUUUUCAUAAC
Molecule: messenger RNA, 1789 nt
Organism: Gadus chalcogrammus (walleye pollock)
Lineage: Eukaryota; Metazoa; Chordata; Actinopteri; Gadiformes; Gadidae
Product: killer cell lectin-like receptor subfamily B member 1B allele A
Exons: 6
Coding region: 743-1516 (257 amino acids)
Source: RefSeq, a predicted model, not a curated record